Messenger RNA from Aspergillus caelatus, 3048 nucleotides. Its product is annotated as pyridoxal phosphate-dependent decarboxylase family protein. The coding region runs from base 1 to 3048 and encodes 1015 amino acids. Gene Ontology annotation, biological process: carboxylic acid metabolic process. The transcript has 6 exons. Gene Ontology annotation, molecular function: pyridoxal phosphate binding; carbon-carbon lyase activity. NCBI's taxonomy places the organism in Eukaryota, Fungi, Ascomycota, Eurotiomycetes, Eurotiales, Aspergillaceae. The record is from RefSeq and is a predicted model, not a curated record.
AUGUCUGACCAUGGUGACCUCACCCACCAAGCCAUCAGCUCCUAUUUCAUAGGGCCACAGGCCGAGAAUAUGGGAUACUUCAAGGAUAACAUAUCCACGAUCCUCCAAGAGCUAGAAGAUGCCCGCAAGAAAUACGAAUUCGAAGGCGACCAGAAAUUCAUCACAUCCAGCAUCCAAAACUCGGAGGAAUUCCAGCGCAUUACACGGAACUUCGCUCAUGCGGUGAAAAAGGCUGCCAAGUUGAUGGGCUCCCAUUCUAUUCCCUUUUGGAAUCCUCGUUAUCAGGCUCAUAUGUGCACUGAUCUGAGCAUGCCUGCGCUUCUGGGUUAUUUCAUGACUAUGAUUUAUAAUCCUAAUAAUGUUGCGCUGGAGGCUAGUCCUCUGACGACUGUGGCAGAAAUGGAGGUGGGGGAGCAGCUGUGCCAUUUGUUUGGGUAUAAUAUUGAUCCUUCGAGGACGGAUGUGCCUACUGGUUGGGGCCAUGUUACUUGUGGUGGGACUGUGGCCAAUCUUGAGUCUAUCUGGGUGGCUAGGAAUCUGAAGUUUUAUCCUUUGGCUCUUCGUAAAGCCAUGAGUGAGACCGUGGUUAUAAAUGGAAUGGGGAAGAAAGGACCGUUGAACUUUGUGGCUGACAGAUUCAUGGUCACCACCUGUAAAGGUGAAAGGAAGCUGUUUGUGGAUCUGUCUACGUGGGAGCUGCUCAAUCUCAGACCAAAGACGGUGCUAGAUCUGCCACAGGAAUUGCAUGAACAGUUCGGCAUCUCGCCCAAGUUUGUGGAGUCUGCCUUGCAGAAUUUCAAUAUACAGUCAACGGGUAAAGACAUCCUGGAAAGAGAAUUUGAGGUUAAGCAACCGAUUAAGUGUUUUCUCUCUAAUACUAGACACUAUUCUUGGCCCAAGGGGGGAGCAAUUGCUGGUCUUGGGUCGGAUGCGUUUGAGGGCAUUGAAGUCGAUGACGCCGCGCGUAUUAACCUCGACGCGCUUCAAGAACGCCUCCAACGGUGUCUUGACGAGGGCCAGGCAGUUUAUGCCGUUGUGGCUAUCAUGGGCUCAACUGAAGAAGGCGCUGUUGAUCGGUUGAGUGCUAUUUUAGCCAUGCGUCAGCGCUUCCAGUCGAAAGGGCUGUCAUUCCUCGUCCAUGCUGACGCCGCGUGGGGGGGCUACUUUGCGACAAUGCUUCCACGGAAUCUAUAUGACCUGCCACGGGGACCAAGUGUGAGCAAUCCGGAGGAUAGUUUUGAUGGUGGCGCAGAGGGCUUUGUUCCAGACCUGAGCCUGAAGCUGGAAACUCAAGAAGAUCUUCUUGCACUUAAAUACGCGGAUUCAAUCACCGUGGAUCCACAUAAGGCAGGCUAUAUUCCGUACCCCGGAGGGAGUCUAGUGUAUCGCGAUGGAAGAAUGAGGUAUCUGGUCACCUGGACCGCUCCGGUGCUCUCUCAGGGCUCUGAGACCGGGAUGGGAAUUUAUGGUGUCGAGGGCAGUAAGCCUGGUGCGGCAGCCAUGUCAACCUGGCUCUCCAACAAGUGUAUCGGGCUCAAUCCCCAAGGAUAUGGCGCUCUGCUCAGUGAGGUGUCUUUCACAUGUACCAGGCUCUCUGCUCACUGGGCCGCCAUGACCACGAAAGACGACGACUACUUCAUGUGCGUUCCAUUUCACAAACUUCCCUCCGAAUGGAAGGACCCCUUCAACGAGCAAGCAAUAGAGGAGGAAAAGGAACGAAUCCGUCGAGAAAUUCUCCCAAAAAGCAAUCGCGACAUUGUUGAGCGUGAUGCAGGCAAACCCACAGAGGAAAAGCUCAUGACACUUCUCCGGGGCCUUGGUUCAGACCUGAACAUCAACGCCUUUGCACUCAACUGGCGUUAUAAUGACAAGGACAGAACCUGGAAUACUGACAUAGAAGAAGCCAACUACCUCACAAGACACGUCGUUGAGCGCCUGUCUAUUUGUUCACCAGACCAGGAUCCCACCAAGAUCCCAUUCUACCUGACUUCAACUGAGUUCACCAACGAGCUAUAUGGCAAGUGUGCCAAGGAGUUCAAGAGAAGGCUUGGUCUCCCGCAGUGCGAUCGCCCUCUUUUUGUGCUAAGAAACGUUGUCAUGAGUCCAUUCCCCACAGACAACGACUUUAUUAGUACGAUGGUAGACUACUUCCGCUCAGUAGUCGAGGACGGAGUCAGACUGUGCCGCAAGCGUAAUGCAAGAGGCCCGGCUAUCCACCGGUUUGUAAUGCAGGGGACGGACGAGAUUUUCUUAGCCUAUCAACCAUCGUUCCAUUUGGGCAAACACCGACAACAGAUCAUUCUGGCCGUGGAGCUUGAAGGCCAGGCCAAGUCAGACUAUAUUGAAAUCCGGGAAUCCAACCCUGAGGAUCCUAUCUUCCUCAAAUCAUCCGUAGAGAUCGACCUCCAACAAGUGGUGAGUGAAUGCGAGCGGGGCAGCCGUGUGAGCUUCAAAGGGACCAUAUAUACACACCAUGGUGGCCCGGUCCGCACUUCCACACCCGUGACAUUGAAGCGUGUGAUCAAAAGCCGUCCUAUCAACUCGGCCAACCGAGAAACCGACUAUCCCGAAGAUUAUAUGCCAUUUUACCUCUACGGUUCUGGGAAGCAAUGGCAUAUCUCACACAUGCUCCUGCAAGCACCCAAUGCUACCUUCUCAGCUGGCAAUGUGAAACUGGACGAUGAACUGGCCUCUUCGCUCAGUCAAGAACAUGCUGAAAAGGGCGCUAUUCUCGCUUUUACAGAAGUUCCCGAAGCUUCGAUGCAGCCCUUCCCAGCGUCCAAAAGUGAGCUGCCGGCAUGCUUCUUCUUCCAGCCCGACAAGAAAUAUAAGGUCAAGGUGUGGGACGAUCCAAAAGAUCCAUCGGCAGCUGGUCCCGGGCUACUGGAAGGUCUUAGAGAACCAGUUGAGGGAACUAUUACCCUGUCCAAAGAAAUACAUAUUGACCUGGAAUGGAUCAAUAAGGAUCCAUUCGAGCAGGAGGAUAGGGUUGGUAAGUGGCGGGAUGAGUUCAGCCAGAUCGGCAAGAAGCUGGAGAAACGAGGUUGA